AUGUCCGGUAAUCCUCCGUCCAUCGUUCUUCUUCCAUCAUCUUCAUCAACAAGUCAAAAUCCUUCUAUUCAAACUAUAACCGCUCAUCCAAUUGUUCGACCUCCUAUCAUUCUUCAUCAACAAGCAUUACAACCGUCAUCAUCUUCAUCAAUACCAUUCAAAAAUGUUAUUGUAAAACCAUAUCGUGAUAGUAUUCAACAAGCUCUAACAACAACGACAACAACAAAUGUUGAUAGUGAUAAUGUUGAGCCACAUCAUCCAAAUAAACGAAUCGCUCUUGAUUCAUCUGAUUUUAAUAAUUCUAAUAUAACAUUUUCAGCUGUACCAAAAUCUGAAGUAAUGACUGUAUUACAACAAGCUCAACCACUAAAUACAGUAUCCCUAGCGACAAUGGUUCCACAAUCAUCAACUUCUGCAUCUUUUUCAACCUUACGUUUAGUAACACCAUCGACAUUUAUUAAUCCCAUACAAACAUCAGGUCAACAAAUUUUACUUCAACAGCGAGGAAAUUUGGUUAUUACACAACCACUUGUUACGUUGCAAGUUCAACAAGAUCUAAAUUCUGCUCAAAAAGAAAAUAAUAAUAAUAAUCCUAACCUUUUUCCAACAGAACCAUCAACUACUAAUAUGAGGGCAACAACAGGUGAUUAUUUACCAGUUCAAUAUCAACGAAAACCAUGUAAUUGUACAAAAUCAAUGUGUCUUAAAUUAUACUGUGAUUGCUUUGCCAAUGGUCUUAAUUGUCAAAAUUGUGCUUGUCUAAAUUGUCAUAAUGAUACACGACAUGAAGAUGAACGAGCAAAAGCAAUAGCUGCUACACUUGAACGUAAUCCUAAUGCAUUCAAAUCAAAGAUGUACAAAUUUGCUAAUACAACUAUUGCACAACCAGAUCGACCUCUCAAAGGUUGCAAUUGUAAAAAAUCAAGUUGUCACAAACGAUAUUGUGAAUGUUAUGAAUCACGAGUGCCUUGUACUAGCUUAUGUAAAUGCAUUGGUUGUAAAAAUACUGAACAAUCAGUACAUCCUCUUAAUGUUGGUUUCUAUCGAUCGGGUCAACCAAAAACAACAACACAAACUCCACUUGAUCAAAUACCACGAACAGGACCUCCAACAGAAACUACUAUUCCAAAUAAUGUUUUUAAUAUGGAAGUAACCGAAGCAUUAACUACUUGUUUACUUGUUACUGGUCAACAAUGUGAAAUGAAUCAAAUGAAUGAUCUCGAUUCAAAACAAGCUAUUCUUAAAGAGUUUCAACGAUGUAUGUAUCAAAUUGUACAAUCAGCACUUGGACGUCCUCGUAAGUUUAAAAAAAAACUUUAA
This is a messenger RNA of Rotaria sp. Silwood1, 1320 nucleotides long. Lineage: Eukaryota; Metazoa; Rotifera; Eurotatoria; Philodinida; Philodinidae. The record is from the annotation of a GenBank genome assembly.